Microthlaspi erraticum is the source of this 1050-nucleotide messenger RNA. Lineage: Eukaryota; Viridiplantae; Streptophyta; Magnoliopsida; Brassicales; Brassicaceae. The record is from the annotation of a GenBank genome assembly.
AUGGAUGAUCUUGAUCCAACUUUCAUCCAAGCACCAGAGCACAGAUCAGAUUCAAAUUUCAUCCCUAACCAACCUGAAGAAAUACCAGUUAUCGAUCUCUCGCGUCUCGGUGACCCUGAAGAUGUCCAAAAUGUGAUCUCGGAGAUCGGUGAUGCAUGUGAAAAAUGGGGAUUUUUUCAGGUGAUCAAUCAUGGCGUGCCUUGCGACGCAAGGGAGCGUGUGGAGGAAACGGUAAAGACGUUUUUCGAUCUGCCUAUGGAAGAGAAAAUCAAGGUGAAGAGAGACGAAGUGAAUCCGGUAGGGUAUCAUGAUGGAGAACACACGAAGAACGUCAGAGAUUGGAAAGAAGUUUUUGAUGUCUAUUUCAAAGAUCCAAUGGUUAUUCCUUCUUCCGCGGAUCCUGAAGACGAAGGUUUAAGAGUUGUUUGCAACAAGUGGCCUCAAUUUCCUUCUGGUUUCAGGGAAGCAUGUGAAGAAUAUGCAACUCACGCAGAAAAACUAGCGUUAAAGCUUUUAGAACUCAUCUCAUUAAGCUUAGGCUUACCGAAAAAGCGUUUUCAUGAUUACUUCAAAGAACAAAUGAGUUUUUUUAGGAUAAAUCAUUACCCACCGUGUCCACGACCUGACCUAGCUUUAGGUGUCGGCCACCACAAAGAUGCAGAUGUCAUAAGUCUAUUGGCUCAAGACGAAGUUGGAGGAUUACAAGUUAGUCGUAGAUCAGACGGUGUUUGGUUUCCAAUUAGACCUGUCCCCAAUGCUCUUGUCAUCAAUAUUGGCAAUUGUAUGGAGAUAUGGACGAAUGAUAAGUAUUGGAGCGCAGAACAUAGAGUGGUGGUUAACACAACAAGAGAAAGAUACUCAAUACCGUUCUUCUUGCUGCCUUCACAUGAUGUAGAAGUGAAGCCAUUCGAAGAGCUUGUUAGUUCUCAAAAUCCUCCAAGAUACAAAGGAUAUAAAUGGGGUAAGUUUUAUGUCAGCAGAAAUAAAAGCGAUUUUAGAAAACUUGAAGUCCAAAACAUUCAAAUCGAUGACUUCAAAGUUGUAACUUAA